Polypterus senegalus (gray bichir) is the source of this 603-nucleotide messenger RNA. It is a transcript of the gene uqcc4, whose product is annotated as chromosome 13 C16orf91 homolog. Lineage: Eukaryota; Metazoa; Chordata; Cladistia; Polypteriformes; Polypteridae. The coding region runs from base 113 to 532 and encodes 139 amino acids. The transcript has 2 exons. The record is from RefSeq and is a predicted model, not a curated record.
GGAACGGAUAUAUAGCUUUGCAGUUUCCGCCGGACGAAAGACGCGGUUACACGUCUUGCGGCGGCUUAGUGCGCGAUGGGUUGAGAUUAUCUGGCUGAAAGAGAAGACGGAGAUGCUGGUGCUUGGGCGAACACCGUGCUGUCUAGUGGCACGACCGCAAUUCUUCCGUGAUGUUUUACGGAGCGACGUGUCCUGGCUAAAGGCUUACACAAAACCGUUCAGCACAACUGUGAAUGCCUACUGCAAAGAAGAUAAUGGGAAAGGACCACUGAAAUUUUCUGGAAGUAAAGCAGACCCUCGUUACUGGAAAGUGGAAAAGUCACUAGGUUCCAAUUACCUUCGGGCAUGGUGGACAGUAGUUCCCAUCAGUAUACUAGGACUGGUCACAUUUUUUUGGUGUUUUUCACGAGAAGAAAGGGAAGUUGACCAGAAGCUGCUUACAGGAAUGCAAGACUAUUGGCCAAACAGUUUAGAGUCAGUCCAGGAUGGUUCAAAUGGAUCUCAAGAAAGCAGUAAUUCAAGAGAAUUGUGAGCAGUUGGGGUGUAACAUUUUCCAUGACAAGGUUUUGGGAUUGUGAUAAAUAAAAAAGUGCAUAAACUGGA